Molecule: messenger RNA, 1290 nt
Organism: Ilyonectria robusta
Lineage: Eukaryota; Fungi; Ascomycota; Sordariomycetes; Hypocreales; Nectriaceae
Exons: 2
Coding region: 1-1290 (429 amino acids)
Biological process (GO): regulation of DNA-templated transcription
Molecular function (GO): zinc ion binding; DNA-binding transcription factor activity, RNA polymerase II-specific
Source: RefSeq, a predicted model, not a curated record
AUGCAUCGACAGAGGAGAUUUGCUACCAAGGCCCGGACUGGAUGCAUUACGUGCAAGUUAUGCGACGAGGCAAAACCAUCCUGCCAACGCUGCACAUCAACUGGGCGCAAGUGUGAUGGAUACGUGACCGCCAUGCCUAAAGCCCAGUUAGCUUCCUUGCUGCCAUCCGGGGGAAACCAUGCAGAGAGACAAGCGUUGUACAUGUUCCGAACCAAGAUUGCCAUUUCCAUCGCCUCUGUAGUUGAUGCCGGAUUCUGGACCUACGACCUUUUGCAAACUGCCGAAGCUUACCAGACUGUUCAGCACGCGGUAGCAGCGCUGGCUACGGCGUAUCACGCGUCCAUCCUAUCCAGCCAUGGCGACCAGAUGGAGAGGCAAUUCAUCCUGACCCAGUACAACAAAUCGAUUAAUUCCCUGUACCAGUGUCUCAGCACACCGAAACCCCUCACCAGAGACCAAAAGGUUGUCAUAUUGAUGACUAACCUCGUCUUUAUUUGCAUCUGCACCGUCCAAGGCUUCCAUCGAGAAGCGUGUAUGCAUCUCCAGAGUGGCCUAUCGCUGCUUCACGAGUGGCAGUUAGUAGCGGAAGGGGCCGAUGGCUCGGAUACAACACCUACUCCGGUCCAGCUUUUGGCGACUGUCUACACUCAGCUAGAUACACAAGCUCGAAUAAUCAUCAAGGCAAGUACUCCACAUCAGAAAGCAACAUGGCGCCCUCAUACUGUUGCGCUUGAUGGCUGGGGGAGAGGACGUUUUCGGGCUGUUACCAAGGCCGUCAGCCAGCUCGAGAAUUUACACAACAAAUCCAUUCAGAUUACAGCAUUACCGGGACCUGUCGAGAGCGACGUUCACGCUCGUCAUCGUUCACAGCUUAUGGAGGAACAUCGCAAGCAGUUGCUCACGUGGGAUCUAGACUUUGGUUGGCUCAUUGGUCAGGAAUCUAACUCCAUCAAGGCACUCCGUAUGCGAAGGCUUUUAGCUGGCGCAAACUUGGAAGCAGGGCUCAGCCGGGCAGGUAAUGCAUCCGAAUGCGAUCAAACGUGGGCGAGCGAGACCCUAAAACUGGCCAAUGAGAUCGUCCAAAACUCAAGACUAUCAGAGGCAGUGGUGGCAUUUAGUCCUGCGGGAGGCUUAGUCGAGGCUCUUUACUUUGUUGCCACGGCAUGUCCAGACGAUGGUAUCAAGACGAAAUGUAUUGAUCUGUUGGAGGAAUAUCCCAUAAUUGAGGGAUUAUGGAGUAGUUGUGCAGCGUAUGCGGCGCUGAAUAAGAAAGGACGCGUGCUAGCAUGA